AUGUGGACUGUAACUCGACUCCAUCUGUCAGGGCACAGCAUGUUGAAUGUCAGUUGCCAAAAGCAUCGACUCUGUGGUUCCCCUUCACUCAAUCGCAGAGAGAGCCCCAUGGAGCCUGCAGCAGGAGAGACACCCACCGGGGCCGGGGGCCUCCUCGGGGUCCCAGGCCUCAGCGGCAGCUGGGACGGAGACGAGGACGAGGAGGAGGAGGAGGUCGGCGGCAUCAAGCCCAAGUCGUCCCCCUGCCCCCGGAGGAAGACGUCCGUGUCGAGCGAAGACUCUGAGCUCGAGCUGCCCCCGUCCAGAUCCAGGAGGGUGUCCUUCGCUGACGUCCUGGGGCUCAGCCUGGUGUCGGUGAAGGAGUUUGACGCGUGGGACGUCCCCAGGCUGCCCGGCUGCGGGGACCCUCUGGAGGGAGACGGGAAGGAGGUGGAGGAGUAUGACCUGUCCACUCUCUUCACGCUGCCGCUGCCGUCCCAGGAGCUGGCACUGAGGGUCAGGCAGCAGAAGCUGGAGCUGGAGAGCGUUGAGCUGCUCCCAGGGACCUCCAUCCUUAGAGGGGUCAUCCGCGUCCUCAACCUCUCCUUUGAUAAGAUGCUGUAUGUCCGCACCAGUCUGGACGCGUGGGCGAGCCACUUUGACCUGCUGGCAGAAUACGUCCCGGGGUCUGGCGAUGGAGUAACAGACUGUUUCUCUUUCAAGCUCACCCUGGUGCCUGCAUCGGGCUCGCAGGGCGCCAGAGUGGACUUUUGUCUCCGCUACGAGACCCCAAUAGGCACUUUCUGGGCCAACAACAGUGACAGGAACUAUGUCCUGUUCUGUCACCAGAAAGUCAAAGAGACUAAGGAAAAACUGCAAAGUGACGCUCAAAAGAAAAGUUGUCUCAAGGCCAUAAGUCAGAUAUUUACCACUGAGGAACACUUUUCAUCAACCAAUGCUGAACAUACAGGUGUACCCCAGCAUGAAGACAACAAGCCUGUGCCGAACAUCGACAGCAUGGGAGCAACUGAGGAGCAGAAACAGAAACUGAUGGUGGAGAGCAGACAGAACUGUACUCGAAGGAACCGCCGCAAGGAAGCGAGGAUGGCACGCGUUAGGGACUACUUUUCCCAGAGAGACGACUUUACAAGUGAAAACAAGAACAAGCCAGUGGACCCAUCUCAGCCUCUGACAGAACACAACACACUUCCUGUGAAAAGCCUUCCAAGUGGACCAGAGACACAACCACAGCCACUAAAGCACAACACAUCCAACAGACUGCAAAUUCAAUCCGAUUCCAUGGCGACGUUGGACAAGACAGGCAGGCCUUCCACCAAUGAGGCUGCGGGAUCUCAGGACUUUGUCUCGGCUGUCGGCCCUAUCACGUCAGACCUGGGAGGGUCUGAGGUCACUAUCAUCUCCAACACGGAUGAACAUGCUCCCUCCUGCCAAACAGAUAACAUGUCUUAUGAGAUGGUGGAAAGUAUCUUGAUGCAGAUGGAGAAUACUGUGGUGGAGGAAAGAGGUGAAUCAGAUGACCCAGGUGUAGGGUUUCCUGAUGAUGUUGUUAGUUCUGCAGUCCCAGUCAGUCAGACCAGUGGCGUCACAUUUGGAACGGUUCUGGCUCCACUUUACCACCAGGUGUUUUGUCAAGUAGAAAGUGACCGUCAGAAUGUAACCAAUAAAAGGAAUCAAACAAGUCUAUCAAGGGGAAGGUUGCAUGAUGGAAAAUCCGCUACAGGCAUUUCCCAGAGAUACGCCUCCACACAUGAAAUAGACUACGGUUUCAACUUGACAUCAGAUUCUGGUGGAACUCAUGUAGAACAGUCAGGGAAUCAGAGAGAACCGCUUAAAUCAGAUGCUCAUUGGUUAGUACUUGGACUGAGUGGGCAGUCUAAACCUGUCUCUGAUGAGGCAGACAGAUGUGUUCCCAGGACUGGUCCAGACGUGCUGGCUCCCACAGCACUAAUCCCCGAGGCCCCCCAAGGCCCAUCUGAAGCAGACCACUUUCCUCACCAGGCCAAGAGGAAUUCCUCGUCUCAAAUCCCACCCGAGGUCACAUCGGCACAAACACAGAUUGUAGACACAACAUCUGCGACAACACAGAGUGUUUUAGACAUGGUAGGUUUACAAACACAAACUCUGGUCAGAGUGCCAGAAAACCCCAGUCCUGAGAUGGUCCCACAGGAGAGUUGGGGACCAAACCUUGUGAGCGUAGAGCUGCCAGAGGAAAGAGGGAGUCCUCUCACAGUCCCCACUGGUGAACGGUCCACAGGGACAGAUAGGUUACAUACAGAUACGGUCAUGUCAGAGCUUAUAGAUGGUGACCUCAGAGUUGAGUCAUCCACAACCAAAAUGCCAAAUCACCCAAGUAUUGAAAGUAAGCCAUCUGUAUACACCCUGAACGCAAAUAACUGUGUGGCUGCAAUAGAAAAGGAUGGCCCUGUUUUCCACAAGGAUUGCAUAUCGCUGGAUAGUGAGAAAGGAUCUGACAAAGAGGAGGACGGCUUUCAGUCAGACGACUGGUGUGGUGAAACAAACCUACCAACAGAAGGCGAGGGUGGUGGAAAUAUUCGGGAUACGAAGGAUGUCAUAGAAUAUGACUCAAAGUCUGAAGAGGGAGAUAAAUUAGCUGUGACAUUCACUGAGAAGGAUGUUGGCUUUGUAGAAGAUCAUGAUGGAUCCUCAAAAGAUCCACAUUUUGAUGAGAGACAGAAGUGUGACAACCAAAACGUUGAUGAAAAAGACUGGGAGAAGAUUGUAGAGGAAGAAGAGGAUAUGUGGCUAGAUGAAGAUGGAGAGGAAAGCAAGAUUGAUCAAGACGAGAGAGAGGAGGAUAGUGAUGAGAGGGUUGAUAAGGUUUUGGAAGAGCUGGUGGAGAAGGAGAAGAUGGUAGAACAAGAACAAAUGAUAGUUGAAGAGAAGGAGCAGGAGGAGAUGUAUGUAGAUGAGUGUAGGAUUGAAGAAAUAGAGGAGAGGGAGGUGGAGUUGGAUGAGAAGGGGGUGGAGAUGGAUGAGAGCGGGGUGGAGAUUGAGGUGGAAGGCUCGAAAGAUGAGAUCAAGGAAGAAGAUGAUGAUGAGCUACAGUUGGAGGAAGAGGAGAUGGUGGAGGAUGAAGAAGAAAUUGUAAAUAAGGAAGAUGGAGAAGAGAUUAUUAUUGGUAGAGAGACAGAUGAGGUCGAGAUAGGAGAGCGGGAUGAAUACACUGACGGAGAGCAGGACCAGAUAGGCAGUAAGGCACAAAAUGAAGCUGCAGAUCAUUUACUAACAGCAGAACAUAGAAACAGCACAUUUGAGAGUGGUAGUGAGGUCGAGAGAGUCAACGCAAACAACUCUAAGAACACAGAUGUAGAGGACAGCAGAUGGGAAAGGAAUGAAGAAAAUCUCUAUAUUGUGGAAGAUGCUCCUUACGAUGACUGUGCAGACCAUGACAACGACCAGUACAGUGUGGUAAGAGAAGAGAUGGACUCUGUCAAAGGAGACGGACCGCUCCGAGCAGGUAAACCUUGCUACGAGGACGGGGAUGAGCGCAGUAUUUCCACUGAAUCUUUAUCAGACGACGAGAUGGAUUUGUACCUGCACAGCCUGAGGGCCGCACAGAAGCAGGGUGCUGCUCUGGCAGAGGCAGGCUGCAGUAAGGACACACCUGUAGCUACGAGCUUUGGAAAAAGACCUUCAAUAAGCAGAAGUAAACAACUGCCUUCCCCCAUGCCGUCAAUCAGCGAGUCUGUGGACGAGGAGCAACCCAAUGACGCUCUUGAGGAUCUGCUGGACUUUGAAACGGUGGAUGAGCCGCCCGUUACUUCACUGUCUGCACUAUUGAAAGGAGAAGGCAGUGCAGAGAACAAUCUAGCAUGGUGGAGGGAAACGUUCUCCUUUCACAGCAUCUCCAAAGCGCUGAUGUACUCCUUCCUGUUAGUGGUGUUCUUUGUUGUGGCGUAUCAUUAUGACUUCCUGGCCUGUUUCACUCUCUACUUGUUCUCUGUACUCUGGCUGUGCUGCCAGGGAGAGAAACAAACUGAGAGAGACAACACAGUUCAGGAACGUACAAGCCCUGAGCCUGUUACCCAGAAACAUCCAUCAGUGUAGAUGCUGUCUUCUCUUAUCACGUGCCUUAUCAGAACAUCUUCGUUUGUAUGUAUUGUAUAUUAUCAGUGAUUCUACAAAAGAAGAUAGAAUGGUCAAACAAUCUUUUUGUGCAGUUUCUGUAAUCAAUUGCUGGAUUACAGUUUACACAAAACAUUUACUAUAACACAGUAUAUCACUUCAAAAUGUGAUAUCACUAAAAAGAUAUACAUUCAAUAGUAUACGGUUAAUGUACAUAUAUAUGUAUGAUAUUUAUUUUUUCAAACAAACAUAGUUUUUCUGACACUGACAAUGCAUUGUAGCUCACAGUAGGCCUAAUUACAAUUGAAAUACAAUAUUUGUCCAAUUAAAUAAUUUCCGUAUGAUAUCUGCACAUUGUCCAAACUAUUGCUAAUUGUUGACUGUUGUUUGAAUGAGCCGCAAUUCAACUCCUUUUCUGACAAAAAUAUUUAAAAAAAUGGAUUGAGCGACCCUUAGGGUUAGUCCUUUAAAAGCGUGCAAGUAUGUUAAACUGAGAUGGAACGCUGUCCACAACCACCAAGACUACAACUAAACACGUUUUUUUGCAGACUGUGUCUGGGAUAGGAUAGCUGUACUUGUAACUGAAACAGAUUUGAUUGUUUAUAUCAAUCCCUCCAGAGUCUGGUGCAGAACAUUAUUGUAUGAUUUCCAUUGAUAUAUAUAUUAGUUAUUUAUGAAAAUGUUUCAUGAUUAAUAUGUUUGCAGGUGCAAUAGUAAUUAUUCAUCUGUCAGUGUACAUUAUUUUAGAUUUUGUAAAGAAAGAGGUGUACAACACAUGAUUUCUCUGAUGAAGAUAUCAACAGCCUGAAAUGUAUUGUGGUGCUCCAUUCAUCACACCAACAACCUUUGGAGAAGAACUCUCCAUGAUGUCCUAGGCUGUCAAGGCUAGGCUGUGAGGCUGUAUUUUAAGCAGACAUAUUAGAUUACAGUGUCCUUGAGAUCACUUUAAACAUCCUGGUAAAUCAGAAUAAAAACUGAAUAUGUUGCCAGUCUUAUAAACAGUCAAGUUAAGGUGUCAUUGCCACCAGAAGGUGGAAAUGUACCGCAUGUGGUAGGUAACUUGAGUUAUACAGACGCCUACUUUCAGUUCAUUUUCAGAGAGCAUAAAGCUGACAGGGAUGAACUUUAGAUGAGCUCUUGGUAAAGUAAAACAUGCAUGCAGUUAUGAAAAGAUCUUAAAUGUCUGUUUCAUAACAGAAUGAUCUGCAGUUAAUUAUCUGAACACUAUCAUGUUGAGGGAGACAAACUAUCCAUCGUACAAGUUAAAUUACGUGCCAUUACCUGAAACACCAUAGUAUACAAAUAAAAUCAUACCUGCAUUUUGGCUUUGAAUUACAUUUCUUGCCGUGCAUGCAUUAGUCGUUCUGAUAUGUUGAAUGUUUUGUUUUGCUCAAACCUUGUUAUCACUUGUAGUCAUUUCUGUUUAAAAAUGUUUGUAGCCUAGCUACUUCACUUUCAGAAGCGGCUCAUGAAGCUAUUCACAUCAUCGCACUUGACAUUAUGAAGCACACAUUCAUGAGCUGUGUUUAAUCUAAAAAGGGCCAAAACUAGAUAAAUACUUGUUAAGCUAUACUUUUGCAACAAGUUAUUCUUUUACUGCACAUCCUUCGUUCAAACCACUGUUCCAAUGUCCCUGGGGAUGAUACUGGUCUCCAAAAUAGUGCGAAAUGAAAAAUGCAAGCCGACGACACGGCCCAGUGCACGUACGCUACUUAACGUCCUGUUACUGCAUCGGUCCUCACUGUUCCACCUCCCCACGGACCUCUCUGCUUACACAUAUCAAACCCAGAGCGGUAUUAGUCUCCUGAUCCAACAUCAAAGAUCGUAAAGCACAUAAACAACACACAUGAGACGAUGAUGAAGAUGGCCAUACUGGUUGCACACUGUUUGAGUAACUUGAUAGCCAGUGCCACUAACUUUGACCUUUGAACUUAAACAUUUUGGCUGUGGUCGGGCCUUCCCAGCUGCAGCUGCUUGUCAGGGCCUCCAUGACUGUCCUUUGCUAGGAUUAUCACUCCCUUGUGCUUCACAGACGAACAAGUGGUCAUUUUUAGCCAGCGGAGAACCACAAUGCCAUAUUGACGUGGAAGAUACGUCAGACACAUCUGUGUGUUCUGAUCAGUGUGAAUUUGUUUCCUUAUGACUUAGAUUUAAGUCACAGCUUGUUGGCUGAAUUAUUUUUUAAGCCAUAAUUUAUGUUAAAUCUAAAAGGUAUGGCAGUGUGGUGAAUGAUUGAACAAAACACUGUCAGUAUAGUCAAAUAAUAUUAUGUCUGUCAGUGCCAUGUCGUUUGUUUAUCUUUAAGUCAUGUGCCAUAGAGGUCAAGGUGUCAUGUUAGAGUUUAAUGGCAUGGCUGCCUUGUGCCAGAAGCAGGGCAAUGACACACACGAGCCUGUGUGAAUCAACCUGUGACUGAAUCACACCAUGUCAUCAAAGUGUAAAAAAAAAAUGAAUUUUGAGAUCCAACAACUUUCCUUGUAGGAUCUCCCUACUGCCGUUAAAGAUGGUUUUAGCAUUUAGACUGAUUAUAACAUUGCUGGAAAUGUUGCUGUCACUAUUACACUACACGUUCUGCUAAAUGACUGGAUGUUCAUGUUUAAGUCCUCACAUGAUGCUGAUGCCAGCUGUCCUCUAUGGAGGAAGUGGAUACAUCACAUGACACAGCAUUAAAAAUAACAGCUGUGACACUAUUUUUGUGACCCAAAAAGGGCUAAAUAAAUACCGAAGACACUAUCA
Messenger RNA from Osmerus eperlanus (European smelt), 6822 nucleotides. RefSeq names its product protein phosphatase 1, regulatory subunit 3Ab (gene ppp1r3ab). The record is from RefSeq and is a predicted model, not a curated record. Gene Ontology annotation, molecular function: protein phosphatase 1 binding; glycogen binding. The transcript has 5 exons. NCBI's taxonomy places the organism in Eukaryota, Metazoa, Chordata, Actinopteri, Osmeriformes, Osmeridae. Gene Ontology annotation, biological process: regulation of glycogen biosynthetic process. Gene Ontology annotation, cellular component: protein phosphatase type 1 complex. The coding region runs from base 1 to 4068 and encodes 1355 amino acids.